AUGUUCUUAGAAUUGUCCUUGGUCAAUGAGGACCCCACAGCAAAAGUGUGGGUUGUGUUGUGCGCCAGUGGCAAGGGUUGGUAUCCUAAUUAUGGCAUCCAGGCCGAUGUCUACCACUCGUACCAUUUGGUAAAAGACCAUGGUAUACCUGAAGAGCAAAUCAUCAUAAUGUACUACGAUGAUAUAGCUACACACAAAAGUAAUCCGACCCCGGGCAAAAUUAUUAAUGAGCCCAACGGUACUAACGUUUACGAAGGACUGCCUAAACAUUAUACUGGAAAAUAUGUCACACCAGAGAACUUUUUGGGUGUAUUGCAAGGAAGCGAUGCGUUGGCCAAAGCGGGUAAAAAAGUUGUUAAAAGCGGACCAAAUGAUCGUAUAUUUGUCUAUCUUAUGGAUCAUGGUGCACCAGGCUUGGUGUUUUUCCCUGACAAACAGUUGCACGCAGAUGAUUUGAACAAGGCACUUGUUUCUAUGCACAAAGCAAAUAAGUAUUUCCAGAUGGUGUUUUAUUUGGAGGCUUGCGAAUCAGGUUCAAUGUUUAACAAAAUUCUACCUGAUAAUAUUAACGUGUAUGCUGUGACCGCCACUAAACCCGAUGAGGAUGGUUGGUUUUAUUACGAUGAUGAAACAUAUAACACUUGUCUAGGCACAUAUUUUGCCGCCAUUUGGUUCGAUGAUUGGCGCCAUAAUGAUCCGACGGUUGAGACAUUUGACCAGGAGUUCGCAUAUUUUACCGAGCAUAGUAAUUUUAAGUUUGAAGGUUCCAAUUGCUCACAACACGCGCAACAUUACGGUGAUUUAUCGCUGGCCAAAUUAACACUGUCACAAUUUUUAGAAGCGGCUGUUUAUGUAUUGCAGCAAAAUAUUAUUCAUGCGAAGGAUGUCGACGAGAAAUUAAGAUAUACUGAAGAAUUGGAGACUCUAUUGAAUGGCAGACAAACUAUUGAUAAACAUAUGUCUGAAUACGUGAAUAGUAUUCAACACUUACUGACAGUCGAUAGCAAUGCUAUUCUAAACACUAAACAAGAGCUCAAUAAUAGACAGUGUUAUCGACAACUUGUAGAUACUUAUGCCGAACAGUGUCUUGAUUUGGGACAACAUAAAGGGCAUUUCUGCAAAGUGUGUCAAAUCGAUGAUCAGUUGUUGAAUGGUUUGCUGUCUGAGUGCAGCUGA
Medioppia subpectinata is the source of this 1176-nucleotide messenger RNA. The record is from the annotation of a GenBank genome assembly. NCBI's taxonomy places the organism in Eukaryota, Metazoa, Arthropoda, Arachnida, Sarcoptiformes, Oppiidae.